This is a messenger RNA of Candoia aspera, 2097 nucleotides long. RefSeq names its product vomeronasal type-2 receptor 26-like. The transcript is spliced from 5 exons. Lineage: Eukaryota; Metazoa; Chordata; Lepidosauria; Squamata; Candoiidae. The record is from RefSeq and is a predicted model, not a curated record. Gene Ontology annotation, molecular function: G protein-coupled receptor activity. Gene Ontology annotation, cellular component: plasma membrane. The coding region runs from base 1 to 2097 and encodes 698 amino acids. Gene Ontology annotation, biological process: G protein-coupled receptor signaling pathway.
AUGAAGAGCUUUGUUCCUAACUAUAUCAGUGGCACGCAGAAUGAUCUGACAGCGGUGAUUGGGGGACUGGACUCCAAAACCUCCAUUCACAUUGCAAAUAUCUUGGAUAACUACAAGGUUCCACAGCUCAUCUAUGGCUCUGCGCCUGUCAUGAACUAUAAAACCCCAGGACUUUCCUUCUUCCAAAUGAGCCCUAUGGAGCGGCUUCAGUAUGAAGGGAUUCUAUCGUUGCUUCUCCACUUCAACUGGACAUGGAUUGGGGUUAUCGUGAUGGAAAAUGAUAAUGGAGAAAGAUUUCUAGAUAUGAUCAUUCCAUUAUUUUCUAAGCAUGGCAUUUGCUUUACAUUGACAGAGAGAAUUGCCCAGAUAGAGUCAGUUAAUGAAUUGUCUUCUGUAUUUGAACAAGGUGCAAAAUUACAUGAUAAAAUCAUGGAAAGCAAAAGCAAUGUUAUGAUUUUCUAUGGAGAGUCCAAUGCCUUGAUUUUCCUGAGAUGGAUACCAUAUAUGUCAAAAAAAGAACAUGAUGGAGAUGCAGCAAAAGGGAAAGUAUGGAUAUUGACAUCUCAGGCAGAACUUGUAUCAAAUGCCUAUCAAAAGGAUUGGGAUAUACAAAUAAUCCAUGGUGCUCUGUCCUUCACAAUUCACACCAACAGCCCACCAGGAUUUAAACCUUUUCUUGAAAGCAGAAAUCCUCUUAACCCAAAAGGCGAUGGCUUUAUCAUAGACUUCUGGCAACAGGCCUUCAAUUGUGUAUUUCCAGCCUCAGUGGUUGGCAAGGUGGUUGGAGAUCUGUGCACUGGGAGAGAGAAUAUGGAAAACCUUCCUAAAAUUGUUUUUGAAAUGGGCAUGAUUGGACACAGUUACAGCAUCUAUAAUGCUGUCUAUGCUGUGGCCUAUGCUUUACAUACCAUGAUGUCGUCUCGAUUUAGACAUAGAACAAGAGUAGAUGAAGGAAGCUUGAAUGUUCACAAUCAAGUUGCCUGGCAGGUGCAUCACUUCCUGAAAGGUCUUUCAUUUAAUAAUACUGCUGGGGAUGAGGUUUCUCUGGACUCCAGUGGAGAAUUACUAGCUGGUCUCGAUGUAAUGAACUGGAUUGUUUUUUCAAAUCAAUCAUUUGUUAGAGUAAAAAUUGGGAAGGUAGAUCCUAGAGAUCCCGCAGACCAAACUUUCACCAUUAAUAAAGAUGCCAUAACUUGGCAUAGCUGGUUUAACCAGUCUCAGCCUCUUUCAAUAUGCAGUGAGAGUUGCCGUCCUGGUUCCAGCAAGAAAGGGAAGGAAGGGGAGCCCUUUUGCUGCUAUGACUGCAUCCCGUGCCCAGAUGGGAAGAUUUCAGAGAAGGAGGCCUUCGUCCUUGGGAUCUUUGUGAAGAACCACAGCACUCCCAUCGUGGUCGCCAAUAACCGAGACCUCACCUACAUUCUCCUCACCUCCCUCCUGCUCUGCUUCCUGUCUGCACUCCUCUUCCUUGGCCGUCCCAAGAAGGGGAUAUGUCUCCUCCAACAACCUGCUUUUGGCGUCUCCUUCUCCAUGGCUGUGUCUUCUGUGUUGGCAAAAACUGUCACAGUGGUUCUGGCUUUCCUGGCCACCAAGCCAGGAUCCAGGAUGAGACUCUUCAUGGGAAAGAGACUCUCCAACGCCAUUGUCAUUUCCUGCUCUCUUAUUCAAACAGCCAUUUGUAUGUCAUGGCUGGCAAACUCUCCCCCCUUCCCAGACUUUGACAUGCACUCAGUGCUUGAAGAAAUUGUCCUGCAGUGUAACCAGGGAUCUGAGAUCAUGUUUUAUUCUGUCCUGACCUAUAUGGGUUUGUUGGCUGUUGUUAGUUUCAUCGUUGCGUUCUUGGCCAGGACGUUACCUGACACCUUCAAUGAAGCCAAGUUCAUCACUUUCAGCAUGCUGGUCUUCUGCAGUGUUUGGCUCUCCUUUGUUCCAACCUACUUGAGCGCUAAAGGAAAGUACAUGGUGGCUGUGGAAAUAUUUUCCAUCUUAACCUCUAGUGCUGGUCUGUUGGGCUGCAUCUUUUUCCCCAAAUGCUAUAUUAUUUUGAUCAAGCCCAACCUUAACACCAGGGAACACCUAAUGAAGAGAGAAAAGGAAUGA